AUGCCUACAGUGCCUAUCAGUGCCAACUGCAAGCUUUUAGUGUACACACAUGAUAAUGCUUUGUUAAUAUCAGGUAAAGACCCACAAGACAUUGCUAAUGCCCCAUCACUAGAACCAGAGUCCUGUAGUAAAUGGUUAGUAGACAACCAGCUAUCACUACACCUCGGAAAAACGGCAGCCAUACUCUUUGGCUCAAAACAUAAAUUGAAAAGGACCAAAGUUCCUCUACAGACCAAAGUUUCUCUACAGACCAAAGUUUCUCUACAGACCAAAGUUUCUCUACAGACCAAAGUUUCUCUACAGACCAAAGUUUCUCUACAGACCAAAGUUUCUCUACAGACCAAAGUUUCUCUAGAGACCAAAGUUUCUCUACAGACCAAAGUUUCUCUACAGACCAAAGUUUCUCUACAGACCAAAGUUUCUCUACAGACCAAAGUUUCUCUACAGACCAAAGUUUCUCUACAGACCAAAGUUUCUCUAGAGACCAAAGUUUCUCUACAGACCAAAGUUUCUCUACAGACCAAAGUUUCUCUACAGACCAAAGUUUCUCUACAGACCAAAGUUUCUCUAGAGACCAAAGUUUCUCUACAGACCAAAACCAAAGUUCCUCUACAGACUAAAGUUUCUCUACAGACCAAAGUUUCUCUACAGACCAAAGUUUCUCUACAGACCAAAGUUUCUCUACAGACCAAAGUUUCUAUACAGACCAAAGUUCCUCUACAGACUAAAGUUGCACCCACCCCAUUUGCUGCAGUAUAUUUCAUCUAUGUGAACAGGAAUAUGUGCUGCACCAUUCCAGUCGUUCACCUUCGUAUAGUACAUGAUCGUGGCUUCCACAAAUAUGCUUGUGAUUUCUGCCGGAAGAGUUUUGAUACUUCUGAAGCUCUGUCUCAGCAUGUGAAUUACAGCCAUACAUCUUUAAAUAUACAAGAAGUCUACAUUUGUCCAAGUUGUACAGAUAGUAACAGAGAAGAUUCGACCCUUUGUGAAUAUUGUGGAUUAAAAUUAACCAGUCAACAAUGUCUGCUGGAUCACGUCGCAGUCACUCACUGUUCAGGGGUGACUGAAUCAUCUUUUAUUGGUAUUGUUGAACUGAGCAUCAAAGAUAUCUCUAAUAUGGGGAUGGGAAACCCUGAUUGUAAAACACUUUUCCAAGUUAUUGAAGUUUCAUUAGUGAAAUAUAAAGAGAAUUUACCAGACUCAGUCAAAAUAAUUAAUGAAGAUAAAUGUGUUAAAAAUGACAGUUUAAUAACAAGAAAUGAAGACAUGAAUAUAGUUUUUGAAAAUACAUUGCAACAAUGUAAUGGAAAUAUUAAUGUUAAAUCUCCCAAAGAAAGUGAAUCCUCAGCUUCUCUGACAAGAACAGUUGAUGGAUAUACAAACACGUGUAGUAACUCUUUCAAUGAGCUCAUUUCUGAAACAAAUCUGCAAGAUUGUGAAUCUCAACUAGAAAUGACAAUUUGCUGUGACACAGAUGAAAAGCCAUUUGUAGCCUGUUCACCAGGAGAAAUUAUAUUGACUGUAGAAAGUGAGGAGGAAUUAGUAUGGAGUCAAGACGUCAUGUCACAAGUGAUCUGUUCGAGUGGAAUACUGAAUAGGACACAAGGAUCCAUUGCUACUGAGGGAAAUGGUCUAGUUACUAAAAAUGCCACAAUGCAGCAGGCAACGAAUGACUGGAAUGCCGAUUGUUCAGUGGAAGUAAAACGCCUGACUCAAGAACAACAGCCGCAUUCUGCACAGUUGCUUGACCCAAUAAAAAAUGAUGCCAGUAAAACUUUGGAGAUCAUUGGUGUUCGGAGAAGGGCUGAGAAAGAGAAAGUGUGCAUCAUCUGUAAACAGCUCUUCAGUCACCUAGGAGAUCUAGAGCAGCAUGAGAACAGAAUCCAUGGUAUACGCAUCAAGUGUGACCUUUGCGAUGACAGCUUUGUGUUCUCCAAGUCACUGCGUAACCACCAUCUGCGGAAACAUACUGGCAGUGCUGAUUUCAAGUGCAAGGACUGUGAUAAAGUUUUCAAGUGCAGAAGUAACCUUUGGUCUCAUCGUCUAACUCACCUGAGUCAAGAGAUGCGUAGAUUUCAGUGCCUCCAUUGCUCUCAGCGAUUUACUACUAAAUCAAAAUUAAAUAUUCAUCUGCAGAGUCACACAGGGGAGAAAAAAUUCCAGUGUGGAGAAUGUCAGAAGGGCUUUGUCUCUCACGGCUUAUUGAUGCGCCAUAUGAAGAAACAUGUUUCAGAGACGUGCAGCAUUGUCUUGGGAGCUUUAUCAAGUGCAAGUGAAAUGUCCUGCGACCCCUCCAAAAAAAAGAUAAAUGUUGAUAUCUUUUCUUCAGUGUCCACAGUACACCAUCUGCAUCCAGUCAUUGGGAAGUGCUAUGUUCACUAAUAUCUUCUAAAAUAACAAUUUUCUCUAUAAACAAAUUAGUUUAUAAAAACGUAAUGUAGAUAAGAUAAAUAAGAUUUUGUUCAGAUUUUUAACCCCAGAGGGUUAGCCACUCAGGAUAACCCAAGAAAGGCAGUGCAUCAUCAAGGGACCUUCUGUCUUAUUUCCAUUGGGUUCCUCAAGCUUGUCCCCCAGGAUGCAACCCAUGCUAGUUGACUAACACCAAGGUACCUACAGCCCAAUGUUUCCACUUUUGCUGGAGAUCGAACCUGGACCCUCAGUGUAUGAAGCGAGAGCAUUGCCUACCAGGCCGUGGGCCACUGUAUGUGCUUCAUUGAUAUAACGAUUUUGUAUGUAAUUUAUUUGAUUAUUAUUAUUAUUAUUAUUAAUAUUAUUAUUAUUAUUAUCAGGUUUGAUUCAAGGAAGAAGAGUCAGGAGGAAAAGUCUAAUUUCUUGGAUCAAGAGCCUGUUGUGAGCAUCAAACAUCCUCCCAUGGAUGUACAUAAUAUAAAAAACUAAAUAAUACAGUGGAACCUCGGCACUCGAGCUUAAUUCAUUCCAGAAGGCUGUUCAAGUGCUGAUCUGUCCAACUACUGAACAAAUUUUUCCCAACCAAUGUUCUUUCUGGUUGGCUGUUAUCACUAACCCUCUUACGCUCCAUAGUGACUUAUGUAAACAAAUAAUAUAAAAAAAAAUGUGAGGAAGCACAAAAUAGUUUACAGCAAAGUUCUCUGAGGUCUUGUUUGUUUGGUCAAGUGCCAAGCAAACGGUCGACUACCGAGCGAUUUGUUUACCGAACAAAGUGUUUGAAUAUCGAAUUGUUCGAGUACGGAGCUGUUCAAUUACCAAGGUUCCACUGUAUUAUAAUUUUAUUACAGUGGUACCUUGACUUAUGAGCCUAAUUUGUUCGUGACCGAGCUCAUAACUCAAUUUGCUCAUAUAUCAAAUCAGUUUUCCUCAUUGAAAUUAACUGAAAUGCCAUUAAUCUGUUCCAGCAGAAUUCCUGGCUCUCAGGAGGCCAGAGAAAAUACUUCAAUAUAACGCUAAUAUCAGCUCUACAGCUUAUUUAUCUAUCACAAUUGAUCUAAUGUGACAUAAUAAACACUAUAAAUAACAUAGAAACAUGAUAUAUACUCGAGAAUGAAUAAAAUAUGUCAUUAUGUGACGAGUGGUGGUGGCCUCUCUCGAGGUAAGAAUAAUUAUUGCUCUGCCCAUAUCUUCCUAUUCUUGCCCUUCUGAGGUCUUAUAAGAGAAAACAAAAUGUUUGUGAGGCUAACUGCAUAAAUCACCAGUUUCAUAAGGAAAACACUGAAACAAAAGCAAAUUUCUCAUGUUUUUCUAUGAUUUCCUGCUUUAAUUCAAUGGACAUCAUCCUCUUCUUCUUCUCAGCACUCUCCUUUGCACUUACUUUCUUAGAACCCAUGGUUAGAUAAAAGAAAUUUGGCAGAAUAACUGCACAAAAUGCUGGGAUGCUGGGCAAAUGUUGUGGCUUUCGAUGCACCAACUAGUGGUGGCAUAUCUGAAGCUCACUCAUAACUCGGAUUUUGGCUCGCUACUCAAAGCAAAAAAUCGACCAAGCGAUGGCUCGUAACACAGAAAACUUGUAUUUUGGGGCACUCGUAAAUCAAGGUACCACUGUAUAUGUACAUAUAUAUAUUCACAUAGUAUAUAAAUUUGUUAAAUAUAUAUUGAUCAUAUAGUGUUUCAAUUUAAUUGUAUUAAUACGUAUACAGUUACCAAUUUUACUUUAAUGAUUGGUCUUAAUAUUAAUGCAUUGAACAUUAAUUUUUUCCAAGAAGAUCAAAGUUUUGAUGAGGUUUAACACUUGAAGAAAUAUGUAAAAACUGAUAAUAAUAAUUUUGAAAGAAUUAAAAAAUAUUAUGA
This is a messenger RNA of Cherax quadricarinatus, 4263 nucleotides long. The record is from RefSeq and is a predicted model, not a curated record. Lineage: Eukaryota; Metazoa; Arthropoda; Malacostraca; Decapoda; Parastacidae.